Messenger RNA from Macroventuria anomochaeta, 818 nucleotides. RefSeq lists its product as uncharacterized. The coding region runs from base 67 to 393 and encodes 108 amino acids. The transcript is spliced from 3 exons. The record is from RefSeq and is a predicted model, not a curated record. Lineage: Eukaryota; Fungi; Ascomycota; Dothideomycetes; Pleosporales; Didymellaceae.
UUCCAAUAUCUUUUCACCUUUUCACAAUAGAGGCUCAUCGCACAUAUCAUAGAGACAGUCUUCAAGAUGCCAACAGCAGUAGUGACAGGCGCCAACUCCGGCAUUGGCAAUGUGCUCGCGAGGAUCCUAGUGAAGGAGGGCUACAAAGUCAUAGCCGCAGACAUCGACAUUGGCACGCCCAUCACCGAACUCGGCUGUGGGACCUCAAAAUUAGACAUCUCAUCACGAGAAGAUAUCGAUGCCUUCAAAGGAAAAGUCAGCGAUCGACCAAUCGAUUUACUCUUGAACAUCGUCGGCAUCAUGUACCCGCACGACUCCGACACCCACACCAAAGUAACCCUAACCAACUUUCAAAAACCUUCGCAGUCAACACUUUCGGCCCGCUGCUUUUAAUGUAAGCCCUCCUCUCCAACAUCCAGCGCGCCCAAAACCCGCGCAUCACAGUGAUGUCCUCUUGUGUCGGUUCCAUAGCCGACAACAGCACGGGCGGGAUGUACUCCACCGCAGCUCCAAACCAGCCGUGAACAUGCUCUUUGCGAACCUCGCUAUUGACUUGAAAGACAAGAACGUCGCCGUGAUUUUGUUGCAUCCGGGGAUUGUGGAGAGCAAUCUAGAUCAGAAGUGGAAGGAUGGUGGCAACGAGGAUGUUAAGGGCGCGGUUGAGCCGGAUGUUGCGGCGAGUGAUCUUUGGAGGGUACUGAUGGUCAAGAGGAUUGAGAGUACGGGGAAGUUCUUUCAUAGGAGUGGGGAGGAGUUGCCUUGGUGAUUCGGAUGUGGAGAGGAUGGAGUUGGAGUGUAACAUUGCUAGUUCAGGUGUG